GCAGAACGGAGCUGCUAUCACAGCGACUACUCCACAUGUGGACAUCGCCGUCCAGACUCAGGAUCGGCCGAGCACCCAGGAAAAAGACACAGCCUUAAGCUAAUAGCUGCGCGAUCAAUUGGCGCGUGGCUCGUGAAGAAUGGAGAACACCGAUGGAUUCAAGAGGAAGCUCUCCUUCCUCGGCUUCGGCAAACGGGUAUCGGUCGACGGGCAUGGAGCGGAAACGGGACCGGAGCUGGACGAGGAGAUGGAGAAGGUCUUCGCGAUGGACGCUGGAGACAAAUUCGACGUGGCCCGGCUCGGUUCGCCCACAGAAUCGGCUGGAUCCGAUCGAGAUCGUGAUCGCGGCCCACCGCCACGAUAUGGCGAUCGCGAUUUCAAUCAACACCGGAAAAAGAGCUACCCUCAUCCGCACAUGCCUCUGAAAAGCCUGCAUUCCAGAUCUAUGCGGCGACACUUUUCACCUGAAGGAUCGGCGACAGAAGUAUCUAUUGAAGAGGACCACAGCAACGCUCAGACAAAGAGUAACGAAGUCCAAGGAGUCCAGGGAGUCCAGGAAGUUGACGGUGUGAACAAUGGGUUACAGUCGACUGUUGGGGCAGUUGGGACUGAGACCGAAAUCGACGAUAAAGUGGCGGAAGAGACGGAAAAUGUAAUCAGCAGCGAGAGCGAAGCACUCGUCUCGGAGAGGGCAGCUUCCGCUUUUGGCGAUAGCCCGACUAUUGGCAGUCCGAGGGUGCAGUUUGAGAAUAUCAAGGAGGAAGAUGUGCCGAACGCGCAAACGCUAGAAGCGCCGACGGAUGCUGCUCAGAGCGAAGAUGAUCGGAAGUGCCGACGACAUCAGAAGCACGAGCAUAGACGCCACCAUCAUAAAUCGCGCAAGUACUCUCUGCAGGAAGAUCCGCAAUGGCGAAAACGAUCAGGAGCCGGCCUCCCAGACAGCUCCAGCCUGUUGACUCGACGCGUCAGCGUUCAGCCAGAGGAGGCGAGUACCCUGCAGGAGCUGGACAUCGAUGACCUGGAGUCGCAUCGUAGCGAUGACCCGCGCGGCAUGCGCCGGCACAAAGCUGCUCACUCGACGGUCCAAAUCGGCCGACGAAAGGAGGGCGGUAUACCUCACGAUACCUUCAAGAAGAUGUACGACCAUUCACCACACGAAGUGUUCGUUCAGUUGGACGAAUUGCAUGGCAUGGGCGAUGAGUGCGAGUGGCGUGAGACCGCCAGGUGGAUCAAAUACGAGGAGGACGUCGAAGAAGGCGCCGACCGGUGGGGUAGACCUCAUGUAGCAUCCCUGAGCUUCCAUUCGCUACUGAACCUCCGUCGGUGCUUGGAGAUUGGCGUUGUUCUGCUCGAUCUGGAGGAGAAGACUUUGCCCGGAUUGGCCUAUAGGGUGGUCGAUCAACUGGCCGUGGACGGGCAGAUCCUGGUCGAGGACAAGCCAAUCGUAAUGCGGACGCUGCUGCUCAAGCACAAGCAUGUGCACGAGCACGAGCGCGGCUUCCGUUUCGGCGGCAGAAAGAGCUAUUCCAGUUACACUAGCCUUCAGUCCAUCUGGCUGGAGGAAGAAGAUGCUGCGCGGGAAGCCGCUGAGAACCAUGUAACCCGACAUAGUCUGCACGAUGCAAAACCGAAGAUCGUGUCGUCGAACUUGGCACUCGAUAGUAAUCACACGGUGAUCGACAUAAAAGAGGAGCUAACAUACACGAGCAGUAACGAGGAUCUGAAGAGAGGUCACAACGAUUAUAUCUUGAAGAGGAUUCCAGCCGGUGCCGAGGCGACGGUCGUUCUCGUCGGCGCUGUUGACUUUCUGGAUCAGCCAACGAUAGGCUUUGUGCGACUGGCCGAGGGUGCGAUCUUACCGUCUCUCACGGAAGUAAAAAUACCAGUGAGAUUCAUGUUCAUCUUACUAGGACCGAGAGACGCGGAACUGGACUACCAUGAGAUCGGUAGGUCGAUCUCCACCCUAAUGGCGAAUACGUCGUUCCACAAAAUCGCCUACAAGGCCACUGAGAAGCGAGAAUUGCUGUCGGCUAUUAAUGAGUUCCUGGACGAUUCAAUCGUACUGCCACCCGGCGACUGGGAGAGACAGGCCUUACUGCCGUUCGAUGAACUCAAGGCGAAGAGUGAAGCGAUCAAAAAGAGAAAGGAGAAGGCACUCGAGAAGAGUAAGCCGGUGCAGAAUGAAGCGAUUAUAAAAAAAGCUCUUUUGGCGGGCGAAGAAGAAAAGAAACCAUUGGACGACGAUGAGGACCCGCUGCGACGUACCAAACGACCAUUCGGAGGUCUCAUCAAUGACAUCAAGCGUCGCUAUCCGUUCUACGGGUCCGAUUUCAUAGACGGUCUGAACUCGUCUUGCCUCGCGGCGGCAAUCUUCAUGUAUUUCGCUGCGCUGUGCACCGCUAUCACCUUCGGCGGGCUGAUGAGCGACAAGACUGAGAACACGAUCGGCAUCUCCGAGACUCUGAUCUCCGGCUCGUGGACGGGUGUGGUGAUGGCACUGUUCGCCACGCAGCCACUGGUCAUCAUUGGCACGACCGGUCCACUUUUACUGUUCGACGAAAGUCUGUACAACUUCUGCCAGGUGAACGAGCUCGAGUUCCUCACCGUGCGGGUAUAUGUUGGCGCCUGGAUGGGCAUAAUUGCCCUGGCGAUCGCUUGCGUUGACGGCUCGGUUCUUGUACGGCUCUUCACGCGCUUCACCGAGGAGAUCUUUACUGGGCUGAUCUCUAUUCUCUACAUUGUCGAGACAUUCAUCAAGCUUUACAACUACUUCGUGCGUAAUCCACUCCACCAUGAAUAUAGCUUCGGACCCGACGCUAACGAUACUAUUAUCUACCCGCUCUACGUCACCGAGAUGAAGGUCAGCAGAUCGCCAUGGAACGGAACUGAAGAAAUCAUACGAUUGGAGAACGCUCGCGAGUUGAUACCUAGUCACAACGAGGUUGGGAUGUUGAUCAAUCAACCCAACACAGCUCUGAUGUGCACUAUUCUAUGCCUCGGUACCUUUCUGGGUGCCUACUACCUGAGGAUCUUCCGUAACAGCCAUUACUUGGGACGUAGCGCCCGACGAGCCUUCGGAGACUUUGGCGUGCCCAUCAGCAUUAUCAGCUUCGUCUUAAUCGACUUUCUGGCUACAGUAAAAACCGAAAAGUUACUGGUCCCGGAAGGACUCUCUCCGACCAUGCCCGACAGAAGUUGGUUCGUCUCUCCCUUCGGUUACACGAAACCAAUCCCGCUCUGGAUGGCGCUAGCCUGCGUGGUACCGGCACUCCUAGUUUACAUUCUGGUGUUCAUGGAAACGCAAAUAUCAGAAUUGAUCAUCGACAAGAAGGAGCGCAAACUGCGAAAAGGUAACGGCUACCACAUGGACAUCGUGGUGGUGUGCCUGAUGAACGUCGGAUGCGGCUUGAUGGGCGCGCCCUGGUGCUGCGCCGCGUCCGUGCGCUCCCUCACUCACGUGUCCGCCGUGACCGUAAUGUCGCGCACCCACGCGCCUGGUGACAAGCCGCACAUCGUCGAAGUAAAGGAGCAACGGGUAAGCGCUCUCCUGGUCGCGAUACUGAUUGGCGUGAGCGUGCUGAUGGCGCCGCUGCUGCGGCGGGUGCCGAUGUCCGUCCUACUGGGUGUGUUCCUCUACAUGGGCAUCUCGUCGACGAACGGCGUGCAGCUAUUCGAUCGCAUCAAGCUGUACUUCAUGCCGGUGAAGCAUCACGGCACGGCGAAUUACGUGCGCCGCGUGCAGACGUCCAAGAUGCACAUCUUCACCGCCGUACAAAUCCUGUGCCUGACUGUGCUGUGGAUCGUCAAGAGUACCAAAGCCGCCCUGGCCCUGCCAUUCUUCCUCAUCCUAAUGAUACCGUUGCGCACUCAGAUGAGCCGCUUCUUCACCGCCGCGGAGCUGCGCGCCCUCGACAGUAAAGGGUCCGAGCACGACGUCGAAGAUGAGCUCGACUUCUAUGAGGAGGCUCCGUUACCUGGUUAGACUGUGCCUUAAUCGACUACUCGGUAUCAUGACGUGUUUCCCUCCGAAUUCGUCUGUCCUUGUAUCUUCCGAAACUAUUAUUCUACACUUCUACCUGUUCCAUAUCAGGGUCACUAAAAAAUAUCAUCUAGCGACACAGUCCGUGAAUUACAGAGUUCUAUUUUCAUCAGAUCGACAUACAUGAUGUUUCGGGUCCAUUGAUGGGAGGCUUAUAAGCGGUGUAAUGUGGUUUAGAUAGAUAAGGCGCUAUAGGCGUAGAGAGAAAAUUGACAAUUGUCAGACUGUCAAGUCUCGGUUGUGGAUCAUCAGUUUGCACAAAUCCUAUUCGAUUCCACAGAAUUUUGCUUCCAUUCAUCCUUCUCGUUUUAAAAAUCCUCAUUUCCACUUUAUCUCCACGUAUUUUCAAUUGCACUUAAUAUUUCUGUCCCUCCAAUCUUCACGAAUCUCAGGAUACACGAUCGUAAAGGUCCCUCUUCAGCGAUUUAUUUGAUUCAGUAUACUUCCAUGUAUUCCAUAUUUCCAGCUGCUUUUUAUUGUAGAGCUGCAUAUAAAUAGUGCAACGGUGCAUUUCAAAGUGAUUGAUUCAUUCGCACACGCGUAAGUGAUAAGGGAUACGUUUGCGUUUCUUGAAAUUAAAUGGAAAAUCGGUGCCUCUGAGUGCCUAAGUUCGUGCUCGACGAUACAAUGCUCAGGAAAAGUUAUUGUGUAAUGGCACGCGUAAGGAUAGAGUGCCAAAUCGAGAUCAAUACUUGGCUACUGGCGAUCGCAAGGAUUACUGUUCCAGAUCCUUUCUCUUCUUCCCUUCCUUCCACAAAUGUAAUUAUACAAUAAUACCGUAUAAUUCCUUUGAGUCCUUAAUUGUUCAAAGAUAUAUAUCAAGCAGUUUACAAAGCUAAGAAUCAAAUUCUUAAAUCCUACCAGUCCACUUAGGUUUUCCCUCCUAUCUACAUUUGUGCGCGCUCAAGUGCAAAUCCUCGAAUUUAUAAGUACUUACGGUACGCAUUUAUUGUGAGUCGCGUGUAGGCAUAAAAGAAAGUUGAUCCUUCGCGUUUUUUAUUUUAUGAGAAUGACAGUACUUUGCAUUAUAAUUAGAUUUAAAAAUUUUAAUUUUCCUAUUUCCCUUAAUUUCGCUUAAAGCGAUCUCUGAUUCUUAUGCGCUCGCUCCUCUUUCUAUUUACGUAUAUUACAUAAUAUCCUUAAAUUCGUACUUAUAUGCAUUGUUACACAAGAUAUACUUACACGCGCAUAAAAUCCUUGAGGUAAUCUCCUUUUCUUGCACGGGUACUUAUAUUCACUUAAAUACUUAAAAAUAGGUAAAUACUAUAUAUAUUACAUAUUAUAUAUAUAUAUAUAUAUAUACAUAUAUAGAUAUAUACAUAUUUUUAUAUCUACAGAUGCGUCCGCACGGAUUUUCGAUUAAAUUCUUGCGUGUGACAAAUCCUCCGUUUCAUAGAUCUUUCAAUAUUCGAGUUCCGCGAGAUGGCAAAGUGCAUUACAACGUUUUACUCGAUUUACCUGAUCUGUACGUCCUGCGAAUCCUACCGGAUAGGUAUUCGCGUGUAUUUAUACUCGCAGAAAAAAAAGAGAAAAAUUGCAAUUUUAAUUCAUUCGUACGGCUUAAAAACAUAAUGAAUCAGACACGCGCGUGUGUCGAGCAAGGGUAAGAGAUCAAUUAAUGCUAUAAUUAGAACGGAAACUACAGUAAGGAAUAAGGCUGGUGAGAGAAAGAGGCGGAGAGAGUAUACAAUAACGCAGUUAGCUAAAUGAACUAUUUUCGAACAAAUAGAGAGGAUAUACUACAUAGAGAAUACACUGUAUUUUCAUUCGUUAGAGUAUUUUACGAAACUUCCGUGAAAAUCGUUUCCGCUUAUUACGACUUAUCAAUUGUUAAUUAAUUAACCGACAGAUUAGUGCGAGAAAACUUAGAAAGCAGAGCAAAAGCGAUAUACUUAACUAUUGUGAUAGCGAGCAGAAAAACCACUCGAACAGCAAGAUGAUAUCUUCGAGCACUUGAUGUUAGUAACGAGUUUGUAACGCAGAUUUUAGCGACGUUUAACCGAUCCGUAGAAUAUUAUCAACACAUGUACAGACAGACACACACAGACACACGCAACACACAGAUACACCCACAUGCGUCACUAUUCAUUGAUAUUACGUUGUAACAAAAGAUUAUCGAAGUGAAUUGUUACGGAGCGAUAGAGAAUGAUUGUAAAUAAUCUAGUGAACGUACAGUAUUAAAAGAGAAGUAAUAAUUAGGAAUAGGCUCUCAGUAGCUAAUUUACGCCUUAAAUUAGCGACCGAAAAAAAAUAAAAGUUAUUUUACUUC
Molecule: messenger RNA, 6308 nt
Organism: Ooceraea biroi (clonal raider ant)
Lineage: Eukaryota; Metazoa; Arthropoda; Insecta; Hymenoptera; Formicidae
Gene: Ae2
Product: anion exchange protein Ae2
Biological process (GO): monoatomic anion transport; transmembrane transport; regulation of intracellular pH
Cellular component (GO): plasma membrane
Molecular function (GO): solute:inorganic anion antiporter activity; monoatomic anion transmembrane transporter activity
Source: RefSeq, a predicted model, not a curated record